AUGACAUCUACAGACUCUGAACGUUCACGUUCACAUACAAUCUCUAAACUGAGUCGAUUGUUUACAUCAACAUCGACCCAAAAUUCCAGCAUUUCAAAUCCGGAAACUCGAUCCUUCUCAAACAAAUCAACAGCUUCAAACAAUAGCAGUUCUGAAUCAUUAUCGAGAACAUCAUCAACACGCAAGGGCAAAGUUAGCAGGCUACAAAUAAUGGAAGAUGGUUCGCAUAUCCAUCAUUUAAGAAGUGCGAAAAGGCAAGAGAAGUUGAGUUUGAUGAUGAAAGACUGGAUCAGUGGUGGCACAAAGAGGAACGAUGCGGUUUCAGCGAUCCCGAAUAUAUUCAAUGACAAAACUUCUGAAACAAAACUCCCGCCCACUUUAUUUGCAACGUAUGUUAAGGAACAGCACAAUUUCCCUCAGGGUAAAAGCGUCAAUCAGCCCGUCAUGAAUGAUGGUGGAUCUUUUUUCGAGAAGUAUGGGAAAUGCCAUGAAAUUGUGGGUAAAGGUGCGUUUGGAGUAGUGAAAGUGUCACAUAAGAAAGUAGGGAGUAACCAAGAGGUGUUGUAUGCUGUGAAGGAGUUUCGGAAGAGACAGAAUGAGCCGGAGGAGAAAUACAGUAAGCGAUUAACGUACGAAUUUUGCAUUUCAUCAUCGUUGAAGCACGACAAUAUCAUCAAUGCCUUUGACUUAUUCAAGAAUUCCAAAGGUGAAUACUGUGAGGUCAUGGAGUAUUGUACUGGUGGUGAUCUAUACUCUUUGAUUGUAUCUGCCGGGAAACUAGAGUAUAUAGAAGCAGAUUGUUUCUUCAAACAAAUACUACGGGGUGUGCAUUAUAUCCACAAGAUGGGGGUUGCACAUCGUGAUUUAAAGCCUGAAAACAUCCUACUUACCCAGGACGGGAAUGUGAAAAUUACGGAUUUCGGCAGUGCAGAAUGUUUCAAAACUGUGUGGGAAGAUGAAGUUCAGCUGAGUAAUGGUAUCCGAGGUUCAUCUCCUUACAUUGCGCCAGAGGAAUUCACCACGAGAGAGUAUGACCCUAGAUGUGUGGACGUGUGGUCUUGUGGUGUCAUAUAUAUGGCUAUGCGUACUGGACGUCAGCUAUGGAAGGAAGCUCGUUUGGAAGACGAGUUUUUCCAUGAAUAUUUGAAGAUGCGGAAAUGUGAACACGGGUAUGGGCCAAUCGAAUACCUAAAACGUGCUAGAUGCCGGAAUGUCAUUUAUUGUAUGCUGGAUCCAGUCCCACAGAGGCGAAUCACAACACUCCAGGUACUCAACAGUGAAUGGGUGCGAGAAAUCCGAUGUUGUCGGAAACUAGAACGAAACAAGCCCACGAAAUUACCUAAAUAG
Messenger RNA from Pichia kudriavzevii, 1347 nucleotides. RefSeq lists its product as uncharacterized. The record is from RefSeq and is a predicted model, not a curated record. Gene Ontology annotation, molecular function: ATP binding; protein serine/threonine kinase activity. The coding region runs from base 1 to 1347 and encodes 448 amino acids. NCBI's taxonomy places the organism in Eukaryota, Fungi, Ascomycota, Pichiomycetes, Pichiales, Pichiaceae. Gene Ontology annotation, biological process: protein phosphorylation; intracellular monoatomic cation homeostasis; intracellular signal transduction. The transcript has a single exon.